Oryzias latipes (Japanese medaka) is the source of this 10947-nucleotide messenger RNA. Lineage: Eukaryota; Metazoa; Chordata; Actinopteri; Beloniformes; Adrianichthyidae. The record is from RefSeq and is a predicted model, not a curated record.
UGGAAAAAAAAAAUCUGUCAGUUUUGUUUGAAGUUUUUUUUUGUGGUUUGGUUUUCUGCGUGGUUUGAUGGGUCUCUGUGUUCUCUGUGCUGCUCUCAGCUCUGUAAAAAAAAAGAAAAGACAAAGAGUCAACUCCAGAACAUCAAAGACUGGAGGAUAGAGGGAAAGACCGAUACAGAGAAGGAGGGAGGGGUACUCCCUGUAUCUGGGUAAUGAUGGAGGAGGGAGAGAUGGAGGGACACAGGGAAGUGAGGGAGGGGGAGAGAUAGAAAACAACCAGUCGGUACAAAGAGAGAGAGUGGGGGGGACUAUGAACAAGCUGAACAGAGAGAGGGAGGGAGGGAGGAGGGCAUUGAGCGAGGGAUGGGUAGUCUUCCAGGCUGAGGAGGCAGAAGUCUUACUACAGAGCUGCUGGAGGACAGGCUGGGAGCCCAGGAUAAUGCUCCGUCCCUCAGCUUGCGGCGGCUCGCCGGACACCUUGUAAUGCCUUGAGGUGUUAGAAGGAGGAGGGUUUUUAUUGUUGCAGCUGUGACUGUUUCUUUUUUUUUUCCAUUUCCUUCUGCCCAUUCCCAUCUACUCCUCUUUCCUCGGCAACCGCCGGGCUGCCCCUCCUCUUCUUCCUACUUCUGUCCCCCUUUUCCAGUGGAGGGAUUUGUGUAUUUCUUCAGGGAUUGUAGAAGACACGUCUCUCUGGAAAUGAUGGUGCUGCUGCCGAUGCUGCGCCCUCUGAUGCCGUAACGAUGCCAUUCAGCCCCCUGUCAAGUGACGAGGAGCAACAAAGGAUGCUGGGAAACAGUAGGCUUCUCUAUCCCGGGGCAGAAGACGAGGAAGAGGAGGAGGAGGAAGAGGAGGAGGGGGAAAUGGAAGAAGACGAGCGAGACGAGGAAGUAGAGGAGGAUGAGAAUGGUGAGCUGGAGGGGGAGGAAGAUGAGGAGGAGGAGGAGGAGGUGAGACGGGGAGGUCUGUCUCGGAUGGACCGGGGUCAGGGGCACAGGCAGUCUGGGAAAACGUCCGGGCGGCCCGCGGCAGAGCGACGCUCGGGGAAUCCAGGACACGCGGCAAACCCAUACUCAUCCAACCCCGGACCCCCCCACCAACAAGCAGCCAAUCAGAUGCAGCAGCAGAGGAGGCUGAAGGAUCGCAACUCAGUGGCAUCUGAAGAUGCCCACAUCGCCAUGAUGGUGUUCCGCAUAGGCAUCCCAGACAUAAAGCAAACGAAAUGUUUGCGGUUCAACCCGGAUGCCACAGUGUGGAAGGCCAAGCAGCAGGUGCUCUGCUCCCUGACCGAAUCUCUACGAGAUGUUCUGAACUACGGUCUGUUCCAGCCCGCAACGGACGGCCACGACGCCAAGUUCCUGGAGGAGGAGAGGCUGCUCAGAGAGUACCCACAGUCCUUUGAAAAAGGGGUUCCAUAUUUGGAGUUCCGUUAUAAAACCAGGGUAUACAAACAAACUAAUCUGGAUGAGAAGCAGCUGGCCAAGCUGCACACGAAGGCCAGUCUGAAGAAAUUCAUGGAUUACAUUCAAACCAGCGCUGUAGACAAGAUGGCCAAGUUUUUGGACAAGGGUCUGGAUCCCAACUACCAGGAUGCCGACACUGGCGAGACUCCUUUGACCCUGGCGGUGCAGUGCGAGCCAGGUGGGGGCGAGGCCAUCCGGGUGCUGGUGGAUGGAGGGGCUCACAUCGACUUCCGUGCCAAAGAUGGACUCACACCGCUGCACAAAGCAGUUCGAGGCCACCAUCACACAGCCCUGCUGGUGCUGCUCUCUUUGGGUGCAUCUCCAGACUACAAGGACCGGCGGGGGCUGACACCGCUUUAUCACACUGUGCUGACGGGAGGCGACACCUCCUGCUGUGAAACAAUGCUGUACCACAGAGCCAAGCUGGGCAUCAGGGACGAGAACGGCUGGGACGAGACGCAUCAGGCCUGUCAGAACGGAAACUCGCAGCAUCUGGAGCACCUCCUCUUCUACGGGGCAGAUUCCUCCUCCCAGAAUGCCUCUGGAAACACUGCCUUGCACAUCUGUGCUUUAUACAACAAGGAAAGCUGUGCACGAAUCCUGCUGUACCGUGGAGCCAGUAAAGACACUAAGAACAACAGCGGGCAGACGCCCUUUCAGGUGGCUGUCAUGUCUGGUCAUUUUGAACUUGGGGAAAUCAUUAAAAACCACCGGGACGUGGAUGUGGUUCCCUUUGUGGAGUCUCCAAAGUACGCCCCCCAGAGGCGGGACAGUUCCCGCACCCUGGCAGUGCCCCACCCUCACCCGUUCCUCCGGGCGAACAGUGACAGCAGCAUGAACCUCCCAGACUGGAUGGCAGUGCCCAACGCCCCGACCUCCAACAUUGUCUCUGUGCAGGGCUUCAAGCACACAGGAGCUCUGAGGAGUUCCAGCAGCCCCAGAGGAGCAAGGACACGCUCCCCAUCACGAGGGAGGAUCGGUGACAAGGAGGAACGGAGCAGGCAGAGCCGGAGGCAGGGGCCUUCCUCCACCAGCACCACAGCACAAACUGCAGAUCCCCGCAGACGCCUGUACAGCGCCGUCCCAGGACGGGUCUUUGUGGCCACUCGUGCGCACUCUGCACAAGGAGAGCGAGAAAUCAGCUUCAAUAAGGGAGACAGGGUUAAAGUGCUGAGCGUCGGCGAAGGCGGGUACUGGGAGGGCACGGUGAGAGGCCGCACAGGAUGGUUCCCCUCCGACUGCGUGGAGGAAGUGAUGCUGCGGAGCCAAGACAACCGAUCAGAGAGUCGAGGGGAGCGAGCUAAAAGGCUGUUCCGACAUUACACUGUGGGCUCGUACGACAGCUUUGAUGCUCCCAGUGACUACAUAAUCAAGGAGAAGACUGUGCUCCUCCAGAAGAAAGACAGUGAGGGGUUUGGCUUUGUGCUAAGGGGGGCCAAAGCUCAGACUCCAAUCGAAGAGUUUACACCCACUCCGGCCUUUCCAGCUCUGCAGUAUUUGGAGUCAGUGGACGAAGGAGGAGUGGCCUGGAGAGCCGGGCUCAGGAUGGGGGAUUUUCUCAUAGAGGUUAACGGUCAGAACGUGGUGAAGGUGGGUCAUCGGCAGGUGGUCAACAUGAUACGACAGGGCGGCAACAGCCUCAUGGUAAAGGUUGUCAUGGUAACACGCAACCCAGACAUGGAGGAAGGCUCCAGGAAGAAAAUCCCACAGCAGAGUAAGAGGCUGAACACUCCGGCUAUUGCCCUACGUUCCAAAUCAAUGACUUCAGAGCUGGAGGAAAUGGUGGAGAGAGCUGCUACCCCAUGGAAAAAAAAAUCAGAAUUCGAAUCCUCACAAGCUGUAGAGAAGAAGAGGACAGUCUAUCAGAUGGCUCUGAAUAAACUCGAUGAAAUUCUUGCAGCAGCUCAACAGACAAUCAGCAACAAUGAGGCGCCGGGGACACGGGGACAGGGGCCAAAGAGAGACAGGGGGAGAAGUUUCUAUGGCAAUGAGCAGGCUUAUGGGGAUCAGUCCGGGAUGGGGCUGAUGUCGUCAGGUUCGGGCCUUGGUUACGACCGAGGACAAUACGCCUCAGGUCAUGCCCCCCCGCACGGUAUGCUGCGGCAGAAAUCCAUCGGUGUGCCUGAGGAGGAAAAACAGUUCCUGCAUCCUCCAGGGAUAAAGUUUGCCAGAAGUCUAUCAGUGCCCGGCCCUGACGAAAUUCCUCCCCCUCCCACCACUGCUCCACCGGAGCCUCCAUUCUCCUCGGCUCCUCCACUUGGUUGGAGAGCCAAGUCCUCUCAGCAGCCGUCUGUCUCCGUGUCCCAAUCUACGUCCACCUCUGCACACUAUCAGCCCUACUCCCAGGCCCAGUCUGUGCACUUCACCCAUGGUGGCAGGGAGAGGGCAGGUGGUACCAGUGCUGGCCCUAGAGAUGGAGCAGUGGACCACACCACAUCUUAUGCACAUGCUGCGGCUGUCCAUACAGCUCAAAGCAGGACUGCUUCGCGAAAGGUUGCCUACACCGGGGAGCCUGUUGGGGUUGGGAUGGGGGUUAAGGCAGCAGGUCUCAGAAGAGGCUACAGCACAGCCGUCCCUCCAUCCAGCAUUGCAACAGUGAUGCCCCAGCAACAACAGACUACUCAGAGCCAACCCCAGCGUGCAGACCGCAGCGCAGCGUCAGCCGGGGGUCCUAAAGGAGGGGCCAGGAGAGGUAAAGGCCCUCUAGUAAAGCAGUCCAAAGUGGAAGACCUGCGUGUAGGCCAGGGAACUCUGGGGGGGAAAGACUCUGUGGAGAAAAGCUCCAUUCCUAUUCCCACCAUCAUUGUUAAGGCCCCUUCAACCAGCAGCAGUGGGCGCAGCAGCCAAGGCAGCAGUGUGGAGGCCGACGUUCCUGCAUCAGGGGAGGCAAAUGAAACAAAAACACCUCAUGGUGCUCCACCUUCCACUCCUGCUCCACAGCCUCCUGCGCCACCAUCCAUUCCAGCACCGCCACCUCCCUCUUUGCCUUCAGUUCGAGCCCAGGAAAACUUGGACUUCACCAGCCAGUUUGGGGCUGCCAUUGUUGGUGCAGCUCGUAGAGACAGGGAGCGGUUUCAUGAGGCGCGGCGAAAGAGCGCCUCCUUGUUCAUGUCAGCUGAGGAGGACGUGAGUCUUGGGGGAGUAAGUGAUGGAAUAGGUGGGAUAACAAGGACUCAGCUGUCCCAGCAGCCGCUCAACUCACAGGCUGACAGUUCAUCCACCCGACUACGACCCUCCAAAUCCAUUGAUGAAGGCAUGUUUUCUGCAGACACCUUCAUCCAUCACACUCGGAGUAUGCCCCCAGCUUUUGGCCUGCCUGAAUACUCCACGCCUGCCCUGGACUAUCAGCCCAAGUCUGUCCCUGCUGAUUUGUACACAUCAGCAGGCAGACAGCCCCCACUCCCCACAAACACCACCUUCAUUCACCCCCUUACCGGAAAAGCACUUGACCCCACAUCGCCAUUAGGGCUUGCCCUGGCUGCUAGAGAACGGGCCCUGAGGGACGACAGCACGCUGAGAAGAGGACCAGAGCAUCACUUCGCCCGCCAGAUGUCGAGUGUGGUCUUCCCUUCGUCCUCUGUUACCUCUCAGGCUGUGUCCUCCACAUCACAGUCCUCCAGCUCAUAUCUAGUCACCUCCUCUUCCCUGGCGGCCACUACCCCCACAGUUGGUCGCCCACCGUCUCCCAGAAUCCUCAGAGGAGCUGGGAGUUCUUGGGGUGAUGAAGGUGGUGGAGGAGAGAGGGAACGGGAAGGAGGGACUCGGGAAGGGCUUAGGGUUCGCUUCUCUGAGGACAAAACGGUCCACACACACCACUAUCAGUCUCAGCCAUAUCAGCCUUCCUACAAGGAGAGGGAACGCGACCGGUCGAGAGAAAGGGAGCUGUCAAGGGAGAGGGACAAAGACAGGGAGGGCUACAUGAGGAGGGCAGAGCAGACUGCUGCCAAUGCGGCUGCAGCUGAUAGCACCGGUCAUCAGGUGCCCCAGUCUCAACAGCCACGGAGGCCCACUUUUCUCAGGAUGGAAAGUCAAGCUGAUGCUUAUAGGUUGUCACUCACACCUCCUUCUCCUCCACCAACCAGCACCCAGCAACCAGUGAGCAAUGCAGGAGGCACCGGGACAGGCCUGAUGAUUCUUCCUCCUCCUGCUCCUUCAAUUGAUGCAGAUGAUGAAUUUGUGUACGUAGACCCCCUCCCGCCACCGUUAGAGUUUGCGAACAGCUUUGAUAGGGGAAUUUCCGGGUACUCACAACACAGGAUGCUGUCCAACAAUAUGGCUUCCCGCCAACAACAAGCCCCACCUCCUCCACCUCCUCCACCGCCACCACCUCCUCCUCCGCCCCACAAGGACCAUUUUGUAAGUGGCUUUCCUGCUCACACACCCCUGCCCUCGCCCCAGGCAGGUGACUCCACCGCCUCUAGCCUCACGUCAUAUGACAGCGAGGUGGCAAAUUUGACUCAGUCUGCUCCAUCUCCCUCCCAGACAUCCCCCAAUCCGCCUCCGCCUUCCUCACCAUCAACUCUGCAACCAACCACGAGACCCCCACCACACCCUGCGGUCUCUCCCCCGCCUCCUCCUGGAUCAUACCAUCGACCCUUCUCUAUGUCACACCAUCUUUACAACAGCACCCCUUCCACUGGAAGAUUUUCACCCACACCUCCAUCGCACAAUAUUGCACCACCCCCAGCAUACCGGGGUCCCCCGGCUCCCCCUACAGCUGCCACCUCUGUCCCGCACAGGGGCACUGCCUCCCAUGCAACGACCGCUAGCUGUGCUGCUACAACCACUGCUGCUGCCACCACAACAAGCACCUCCGUCCACCUCUACCAGGAGAGAACACAAAUGACACAUGCAACCACCUCCACCACCACUGGAGGCAGUCGCAGACCGGGGGAGCAACAGCGCUCUUACCCCACCACCAAAAAAGGAGAGUCUCAGGAGACGGUGGUGGACUCUGGAAUUGAGGAGCUGGACAGUCGAAGCAGCAGCGACCACCACCUCGACAGCAUCCUGGGACUGGGUGGUGCUGGUGUUCGCGGGGAAAGACUAGACCGAGGAGAGAGGUUAGGAGCGGGAGGGAGAUUGGGAGGAGGAGGGACAGGGGAGACAGAAAGAGGGGGAGAUUUCCUUGAGUCUUACAUGAACUACUUAGAUGGGCAAACUUUCGAGAUGCAGAAUGCAACCGCUGCAGCCUCCACCUACCCAAAAACGAGCAGGUUCAGAGACGGAGGCCGUACCGGGGAGCUGCAGAGACAGACGAGCACUGCUCCUGCAUCCUUCCACUCCCACAGGCAAAGGACGGAGCAGGAGGAGGAUGAGCUUGAGGAAGAAGCGGCAGACGAUGACAGUGGGCAGGAUGCAUAUAAUAUCAGGGACAUGCAAAACUUGGGACGUCCGACUUCGCCGUAUUUCGAUCGGCCACGCACGCCGGACAUGAAGCCUCUUUGGGGAGACGGACAGAUGAGCGGUGAUGGAAGCAGCCAGUCGGGAGCCAUUUUGGAAGGGAAGAAAAUUUACCCCCCUGUAUCCAGUAUGAAGCCCAACAUCAUUAAUGAGCUGAGCAGCAAACUGCAGCAAAGAAGCAAAGACAGCUGGAGCAGCCAGAGACCACUGAGCAGACACAGAAGCAGAAACAGAUUUUCAGAAGACUCUGCUUCAGCUCUGAGCCCCCCCUCAGCUCGAUCUCAGUCCCCGUCACCAAUCUCAUUAUCGCAGCCGUCGUUAUCGCCAUCUCCCACCCCCGCUUCCCACUACCCCAACUGGGGACGAUCACCUUCACCUCAGCCCCCAGCCGCCUCUCAGCCGCCACGUUCCCAUUCCCCAGUGUCCCCGACAUCUUAUUCCCCGUACCCCACCUCCCCCAAACACAGACCUGUCUACCGGACCAAAGCUCUAGAAUUUCAGUUCAUCCCCAGUCGAGACUCUCGAAAAGCAGAAUCCCACGUACUUCAGCGCAGGAGAGCCCCAAGCCCGCUCAUUUCCCCGUCCGAAAGGCCCAAGCUGGGCCCGCCGCGCCCAUCAUCCCUUCCUCUGCUCCCUACCUCACCCCUGUAUAGUGCCAUCUAUGACCUCCGUGGUUCCAUCACCCCACCCUCACCUGGAAACCCCCUUGGCGAUCCUUAUUUCUCACCUUCCCCUCCCCUGUUUGCUCCAUCUGGUGCACCUCCUCCUCCAAACUCCACUUUGGUGGUAUCUCGAUCCCUUUCUCCAACUCACUUUCUGUCUGGGACAUCUUCUCCGCCCCUACACCCUAUCCCUCCACCUACUUGCCUGAGUUACCCCCACUUACCACCCCCGUCCCCCACCAAGCCUUUUGCUUCCAAGCCCCUGCCCUACUGGACCAAGUAUGACGUUGCUGACUGGCUGGGAUACCUGAACUUGGGAGAACACAGAGACCGAUUCCUUGACAACGAGAUUGAUGGCACCCACCUACCCUCCUUGACGAAGGAAGACUACCUGGAUUUGGGAGUUACAAGAGUUGGCCACCGCAUGAAUAUAGAACGAGCUUUGAGGAGUGUGAUUGACAGAUUAUCCAGCAGCCCUUUUCCCAUCUCUGUCCUGUCACCUCGGGAUGGACAAACGGAGAGGAGGAUGGAGGACGGGAGUCGAAGCUGAGGCUGCAGGUCUGUUCCGAAGAGAAGCUCAGAGAGAAAUGAGGAGUCCUGGGAGUCAGUGAAGGAGGAAGACGCCAGUGCUGCUAUCCACAGGGGAUUCACACGACAAAUGAAGAGGGGGGAGGGGGGCAGAUUUUAAAGAGUAUGAGAAAUAAAGUUUAAGGCUUGAAGAAACCCCAGGAUGGAAGGACGGCUGACACAGACCGAUUCACACACACACGCUCAGACACAAACCCCCCUUCAUCUACAAUGUGUGAGAGGAUUCUGUUUCUGCAGCACCAAUCAGUGAUGAGGUCCUUAGCAGGAACCAUUACAGGCCAAAUGCAGUGAAAAACUUCCAUUGGUGAGUUUUCAGUCCCCACACUCCUCAGUUGGCGGCUCCUUUUCGUUGAGGAGUGCAGCCUUUUUGUGCGCGCGUCACAGAGAGGAGGAAGCAGUUCAGGGUGAAUGCUGAUGAAUGUGUGCAGAAGGUGCAUUUGUGUGCUUGGUGACAAAGCAGUAUUUCUUCCUCGAGUCUUAGAGGCGACGAGGCAGCAGAUGGAUGAGUGGUGUCCCUGGUUCCAGGCAGGGAGGCUUGCUGUGUGUUCGACUUGGAUUGGGCACGUGUUGUUUGUACCUCAUGGCUGCUAGGGCUCUGUUCUCAGUGCGCGUCCCGCCAUCAGGAUUACACGUUACCCUAAAGCUCUUUAUCAUAUUCUGCCAACAGAUAUACAGACUGGUCACUGUAUCACCAAUUUGUAGCAAAAAUAAGUGCCCAGACCAACAACGUAAAAAACAAUGAAAAUAAUUGAUGUGCACACACAGGCACCCAAGUUACUACCACUCAAGCCUGCAUGCAUACAUCAAACAUGUAGACGCUCCAGGUGUCUGUGACAGUUAUUGGGACACCUUCUAUAUAGACACAUUUAAUUUUUGGAUCCAACAAUGCAUCCAGGAGACGGGACGUGCUUUCAACUGUUAGGUGGGACUUACGUGAAGAGAAAUCUUCCAAAGGAUGUUUAUUUUUUUUUGUCAGAGACAGAUCUCUUCAGCAUGAAGACAGGUGCUAUAUGCUCCUUCUUCAGACCUUCUGAGUGGUGGAGUCUUCAAGCGAGAGCGGGGAUGAAGAGUAAAAACUGCCUCUUUUGUGUUCUUUCCCACCAAACCCCCUCAGCUCCUUCCAGGAGACGCAGUUCUCCCCGGAAAGGAAAACCCAGGAGGAGACGAGACGCCCGGCCGAGGAGGAACAAAUGCUUUCAUUAAGUUUUAAUACACUGAUUGUUCUUAAACUUUUUAAACUUUAAACGGGAUCACUGGAAUAUUGAUACAAAGAGAUUUGUUGUUACUUUUUAUCAUUACUAUCAUCGUCCUUACUGUUAUUGAAGUCCCGCUUUGCCUUUGCAGACUCAGAGGUUGCUCCCGAGGGAUCCUCUUUAUUUUAAGCUGUUUGCUGAAGAUAAUCAUUGUGGUAACUAAUAUUAAAGUAUGUGAGGGUAUUUUUGAAAAGUUGCACUUGACCCCGACCAUUGCUUAAUUUCUGUGAAAAAGCGACCAAGUGUGAAGCACAUUUCUCUGACAUGUUGACCUUGCUGUUGUCAGACUGUGAAGCUUUCAUUUAAAAUGUUAAAAAGGCCUCAAAGUAUAAUUUUCUCAGUUUUUUUUAAAUUAGCUGCCACUCAAUAAUAUGCAGAUGCUGUAAGGAUGUAGCAGCUGUUGCCAUGGAGGCAAGAUUUUUUUUCCUAAUCUUAGGAUGCGUCACUUUUGGAUUUUCCAACCUGCAUGUAAGCAAGCCCCCGUUGAUUCACCACAAACUCUUGUUUCCCUUUGUUUUUUGCCACUUUCCGUUAGUUGUCGUAGCUUUGCUGAGAUCAAAUAUAAGGGCUCUUUCAUGACCUCUACCUUCACCUCUCCUGCUGUCCUCAAGUCCACGAACACUUUUGUCAAAUGUGAAUUAGACGGCCAUUCCUGCUCUCCUCGGUAUACUUUUGCAAAAAAAAGCAAAGUUCUACAUGUUUGUUCCUCAAAGUGCACACAGGCUGUGAAGUGUGAUUCUGCAGAGGUUCUUCGAGUGAUUAGUUUUGUACCCGUUUAUGGACAGAUGGGCAAAAAGAGAUUAUAUUUAGAUGUAAAAGAAAUAACAUUAAGGACGAUGAAAAUAAUGUUCAUCUAUCAUUUAAGAUGUACAAACAAGAGAAAUCUGAAAAGUUCUAAAGAAUCUUUGUCUUCCAAAUAACGUUUAACAAGAAAAGGUAAAAUGUGUUUAUUUAACUGCUCUGCUUCCUAUACAGUUUGACCCGUUCUCUGCCUUUUUGCGCUCUUUUCCUCUCAUUCGCAUCUUCCAGUUUGUACAAAGCAGCUCCUGCAAACGGUCGGUCACAUGUGCCAAAGUGCUCACAGCUCAUCCACCUGUACCUCUACAUUAUGCAACAAUCUUCUUCUCAUGACCAACUGUGACUUUUUACAUUUCCCUUUGGAGGUUUUGAGGUCAUUUCAUCUAAAAGAAGGCCAAACAGGAACAUUGUGGCUCAGAUUCUGCUUCCAUCAGGUCUGGGGGGAAAAGAAAAGAAACUGGGGCCAAAACCUUUUUGCCCACACCUCCAGCAGAUCAAAUUUUGAAAUGACCUAUGAGAAACAGCUUUGACUCAUUUCUCUGCUGACAGAGCGAGCGCUCGCGGAAUACAACUGGACGAAAACAUCUGGGGGAAUCGGUCCGACUCUAUAGAAAGCAAUCGAUUUCAGUUAAGAGAUCUUCAAAAAAAAAAAGAGCUGAUAAAGUUAACUUACAGAAUAUAUAUGUAUAUGUUAUAUGCAUAUACACACAUUCAUACAAAUAUAUGAAUUUCAGAUGUUUUAAGAAAUAAAUUGUUAGAAAUAUAAUAAACAGAAACUGUUCU